Molecule: messenger RNA, 3387 nt
Organism: Selaginella moellendorffii
Lineage: Eukaryota; Viridiplantae; Streptophyta; Lycopodiopsida; Selaginellales; Selaginellaceae
Product: respiratory burst oxidase homolog protein F
Exons: 15
Coding region: 608-3343 (911 amino acids)
Cellular component (GO): plasma membrane
Molecular function (GO): NAD(P)H oxidase H2O2-forming activity; calcium ion binding; peroxidase activity
Source: RefSeq, a predicted model, not a curated record
CCCUUUUGGCGAAUAUUCGGUCCUGCGAAUAGGAAGUCGUCACACUUCGUGCGAGCAGCUGGAAACCAGCGAUGGCGAAGCUAGGGCAAAAAUAAAAAUACAAAGCGGCAGUGUCUUGACUAUAAGAAAAGAGAGAGAGAGAGAGAGAGAGAGAGAGAGCGAAAGAAUAGAGAAAGAAUGGAAGUGGAAGUAGAAGAAGGAGAAGCUUCGUUAGCUAUGGUGGACUUGUGGGAAGAAGAAUAGAAAAUUUCCUUCGCUGUGGGCUUACUGUUGGCAGGCAAGAGAGGGAUCAUGGGAUCCAUCCCAAUCAAUCAAUCGUCGCGACCGAUGCUUUUCUCACCAGCUGGAGGAAUUUGAAGACAAGAGAAAAAGGGCAAAUCUAUGGCGUGAACAGCGAUCUUAGUCGAUCCUGGGAGCCUACAUUGUUCCAGGGAGCUGACAAUUUCGCGGCAGAGCAGGCUAGAGCGAUGAUUUGAUCCAGGAUUUCGCUAAAUUCCGUCACUCAAGGACAGAUCCUGGAUCCCAAUUGGCGAUCGUGCCUCAAAUCGCGGCUUUGAUCGAGCUAUCCAGAGAAGGGGGAAGAUUUCGCUCGUGUUCUUGCGAGGCAAUGGAAGUAUGUCCUAAAUCGCCAGGGGACGAGGACAAUGUGGACGAAUCCAGGAUGCUGGAAUUGACAAUCGAUGUGCGCGACGACAAUGUAAGGGUGAGGAGCGUGAGCGCGCUGGACGAUCGCUGCGACGAUCCACAGCCCAGCGGCAGGAUCACGCUGGCGAGCUUGCUGCGCCACACGACCCAGUCGGGGCGAUUCAUCUCCAAGCAAAUCUCCCAGGAGCUGGAGCUGAUUCGCAACUGGGCGGCGAGCACCCCGCGAUCGAGGUCGCGGUCGCGGCCCAGCUCGCCGGAUCGCGACCGCCUGGUGAAGAUCCUGGCGCUGAGCAGGAGCAAUAGCGCGGUGUCGUCGCGAUCGUCGGCAUCGCAGCAGCAGCCGCGAAUCCGCAAGCAGCAGAGUGGGGAUCUGUUCCUGGCGCGAUCGAGAUCCGGGGCCGAGACUGCGUUGCAGGGGCUCCGAUACAUCAGCCGCGCGAUCGAGAGCGCGGACCAAAAGGCGGUGUGGGAGGCGGUGGAGAUGAGGUUUCAACAGCUCGCCAAGCCGGAUGGGAUGCUCGAUCGUGGCGAUUUUGGCCUGUGCAUUGGGAUGCCAGACUCGAGGGAAUUCACUGGCGAGCUUUUCGACGCGCUUGCACGGAGGAAGCACCAAAACCUCCAGUGCAUUAACAAAGAGGAGCUCUACGAGUUUUGGUUGCAGCUAUCUGACCAAAGCUUCGACUCCAGGAUCCAAAUCUUUUUCGAUAUGUGUGACAAGGACGCAGAUGGACGUAUCACCGAGGAAGAAGUGAAAGAGAUUAUUAUUCUCAGCGCUUCGGCCAACAAGCUAUCAAAGCUCAACGAGCAAGCCGAGGAAUAUGCGGCCCUCAUCAUGGAAGAGCUGGAUCCUAGCGGAAUCGGCUACAUUGAACUCUGGCAGCUCGAGAGUUUGAUGCUGGGACAAUUCGCAUCACUAGCACAAGAUGGUUAUCUCAAUUACAGCCAAACUUGGAGCCAGACUCUGGCAUUUGAACAAUCCGGGAAGAUCAUACUCUGUGCCAGGAAGAUCAAAUACUUCGUCAUCGAGAACUGGCAGCGUGUCUGGGUGGUGGGCUUGUGGAUCUUUGCAAUGUGUGGGCUUUUUCUCUGGAAGUUCUUCGCAUACAAGCAAACCUCGGCUUUCAAGCUUCUCGGCUACUGCCUUUGCUCGGCCAAAGGAGCCGCCGAGACACUCAAGCUCAACAUGGCUUUGGUUCUCCUCCCGGUUUGCAGGAACACCAUCACUUGGCUUCGCUCCACGAUCGUGGGAAGUGUUGUUCCAUUCGAUGACAGUCUAAACUUCCACAAGAUAAUUGCAGGAGCCAUCGUUGCGGGGGUUGGAAUCCACGCGACGGUUCAUCUCGCGUGUGAUUUUCCCAGGAUCAUUCGGGCGAGCGAGGAAGAGUUUAUGAUCUAUCUCGGGCGAGGGUUCCACUACAAGCAGCCAACUUACGUGGGGAUCUUGGUUUCUAUAGAGGGUGUUACAGGGAUUAGCAUGGUGAUUAUGAUGAGCAUCGCGUUCGUGCUGGCAACGAGAUGGUUUCGUAGGAAUCUCGUGAGGCUCCCUUGGCCCUUGCACAGGUUGACGGGGUUUAACGCAUUUUGGUACUCCCACCACCUUUUCAUGGUGGUUUACGUGCUUUUGCUGCUUCACUCCAUCUUCUUAUUUUUCACAAACGACUGGGUGGCGAAAUCAACAUGGAUGUAUCUCUCUGUGCCAGUGCUUCUUUACUCAGUGGAGAGGAUCCUCUCAGCAUUUCGAGCUAGACAUUUCACAGUACAAGUUGUCAAGGCUGCUAUUCAUCCUGGAAAUGUUCUUGCCUUGAAGAUGACAAAGCCACCUACGUUCAAGUAUAAGAGUGGCAUGUAUCUAUUUAUCAAAUGUAUAUCCAUCUCUCCUUUUGAAUGGCAUCCAUUUUCUAUUACCUCCGCUCCUAGUGACAGGCAUUUAAGUGUGCAUAUACGAACUGUGGGGGACUGGACGGAGGAGCUUAGAAGAAUCUUCUCCAAGGCACUUGGAGGUCUUGCAGAGAAAGAAAAUGUUCUGGAGAGUGAGAGCAGCGACAUUAGCAUCAUAAGACACAGAUUCCCAAAGCUUCAAAUCGAUGGACCUUAUGGAGCUCCAGCCCAGGAUUAUCAGAAAUAUGAUGUUUUACUGCUCGUUGGAAUUGGAAUUGGAGCAACGCCUUUCAUCAGCGUUCUCAAAGACAUGCUAAACCAAAUAAAACUGGCAGAUCAACAACAGUUCUUGUCGAUGAAGCAGAUUCGAAGCCCCAGGAAACGAAAUGAAAGAAAGCUGCAAUGUCCCACGAAUGCAUAUUUCUACUGGGUCACUCGAGAGCAAGGCUCGUUCGAGUGGUUUAGAGGAGUGUUAAACGAAGUUGCCGAGAUUGACAACAAGGCAGUGAUCGAGAUGCAUAACUAUCUCACCAGCGUUUAUGAAGAAGGGGAUGCUCGCUCAGCUCUCAUCACAAUGAUGCAAGCUUUUCAUCAUGCCAAGAAUGGUGUUGACAUUGUCUCAGGAACAAGAGUUAGAACUCACUUUGCUCGACCCAAAUGGUAUAAAGUAUUUUCCAGGCUUGCCAACAUUCAUACAAAUUCAAGAAUAGGUGUCUUCUAUUGUGGACCUAUGGUUUUAGCUAGGGAGCUUGAUGCAUUAUCAAGUGAAUUUAACCAAAUAUCCAACUCAAAAUUUGAGUUUCACAAAGAAAAUUUUUAACAAAAUCUUUCAUGUUUCAAUCAAAUUACUAGAAGUUGAGAUGC